AGGUGGUCGCGCCGGUCCCCGCGGCGGCUAUGUUGCCCAAAGUUCUCCUGCUCCUCCUCAAUAUCUUCCUACUCCUCCAGUCCAGGGUCAGACCUCACACGGAAGUGGCGGAUGAGCCCACUACCCAUGAUGAUGUAGUCUACGGCCCCCAGCCGCAGCCGCAGCCGCAGCCCCUGCCCCAGCCGCAGCCCCAGCCGCAGCCGCAGCCCCCACCACAGCCGCAGCCCCCACCCCAGCCGCAGCCCCCGAUCCCCCCUGUGGGAAGGAAGAUCCUCACAAAAGAAAUCAAGCCCACUGAGCUGAUCACGACCGGGCAUCCAGGCAGCAAACUGGAAGAAGCUUCGGCCGUCCUGAACAACCUCCUGAGCAACUAUGAUGCCAAGUUGCGCCCUGGCAUUGGAGAGAGGCCCACUGUGAUCACUGUUGAGAUCUCUGUGAAAAGCAUCGGGCCUCUUUCCAUCCUGGACAUGGAAUACACCAUUGAAAUCAUCUUCUCCCAGACCUGGUAUGAUGAACGCCUCCGCUUUAAUAACACCUUUGAGACCCUUGUUCUGCAAGGCAACGUGGUGAGCCUGGUGUGGAUCCCGGACACCUUCUUUAGGAAUUCUAAGAACACUGAGGAGCAUGAGAUCACCGUACACAACCAGAUGGUCCGCAUUUACGGGGAUGGCAAGGUGUUGUACACUGUUAGGCUGACCAUUGAUGCCGGAUGUUCAUUCCACAUGUUCAAAUUUCCAAUGGAUUCUCACUCUUGCCCUCUGUCUUUCUCUAGCUUUUCUUAUGUGGAGAGCGAGAUAACUUACAAGUGGGCGGACUUCAAGCUUGAAAUCAACGAGCAGAACUCCUGGAAUCUCUUCCAAUUUGAUGUUACUGGAGUGAGCAACACAACUGAAAUCACCAACACCCCAUCUGGUGAGUUCAUGAUCAUGACGUUUAUCUUCAAUAUGAGCCGGCAGUUUGGCUAUGUUGCCUUUCAAAACUAUGUCCCUUCUUCUGUGACCACCAUGCUUUCCUGGGUCUCCUUCUGGAUCAAGAAGGAGUCUGCUCCUGCCAGGGCCUCUUUAGGGAUCACCUCUGUGCUCACCGUGACCACACUGGGCACCUUUUCUCGUAAGACUUUCCCACGUGUCUCCUAUAUCACAGCUCUGGAUUUCUACAUUGCCAUCUGCUUCGUCUUCUGCUUCUGUGCUCUCAUGGAGUUUGCGGUGCUCAACUUCCUGACCUACAACCAGGCGAAAGCCCAGGCUUCUCCCCAGACCAGGAAUUCUCUGACUGGAAUCCGCGCCCGUGCCCGCGCCCGCGCCCGUGCCCGCGCCCGUGCCCGCGCCCGUGCUCGUGCCCGCGCCCGCGCCCGCCGGGAGACGGAGGUGUUUGUGUGCGAGAUAGUCACCGACGAGAGAAGCGAACAGGAGGAGCUCCCAGGAUGCCCAGGCCAGCGCCCCUCCUGCCCAGGUAGCCCCGAGGGUCCCCAGGGCCUGUGUGAUAGGCUGGCUUGCUUCCGGUGCUUCAAGGGUCUCAAGAAGUAUUUCUGCAUGGUUCCUGAUUGUCAGGGCCAGACCUGGCAGCGGGGCCGCCUCCACAUCCAUGUCUACCGCCUGGAUAACUACUCGCGGGUGGUUUUCCCGGUCACUUUCUUCAUCUUCAAUGUGAUCUACUGGCUUGUCUGCCUUAACCUGUAGGUGCUAGCCAGUACCAUGGGGCAGCCUCUUCAGUUCCCCGGGAGGUUCCAAGCCCCUUGCCUGCGGAGUUGGGGAAUAGCAGCAGCAGCAGCAGCAGGAGCACAUAAAAAGGGUCUUUCCUUCCCUGUUUCCCAGGCCGUGCAGAGUUUGUCUCUGCUGGCCCUCCUCCCCACUGAGUCUCACUCAGUCUCCUCAGCAAACCAGGCCCAUGGCUGAAACAUGAGCUAUCUCCCGACAGACCGAUGCUGACAACCACUACCCUUCUGUCCCAAACCCAGGAUUGCUUUUAUGGUGCUAAGGGGCCCAGCUCAGGACCAGAUCCAGAGUGCACAGGCCAACAGUUGUAAUAGAAGGAGGCCCUCCCCUUUAAGCCAGGUCAUUAGGUUCUUGUUUCUCUUCCCGCCCUCCCUUUUCCUGCAGGCAGACAGAAUUGGGCAUAAGCUCUUUAAGAGGAGAGGAGCCAGCCAGUAGGCCUCUUUGGGACAGUAUCCCUCCCUCUGCUGCUGUUUCGUCUCCCUCUCCUGCCCCCUGCCUCCAUCUGCAAUACCAAUCAAAUUCCCUUCAUCCAGUGGGUUUCUCUUCUCGUGUGGGAUUAUAUAUUCUCGUGUGGAAUUAUAGUAAUUACCCCCUGCUUUAUGUACCCCUUUCCCUCCUCCUUGACCCCUGUGGUUCUUUCUGUAACUUACCCAGUGACUUUCCCAGCCCUGAUCCAGGUGCUAGGCCUUGGUAACUCCUUGGGGCUCAGAAACUUGAAAAACUGUUUCGCAGAGGUCAGUAUCCUCCAUUGAUUGGUGCCCACCUUGGGCACAGCCUUGAAGUUUGACUGCUUUCCUGGCCCCUGGACCCAUGAGCCAGUCCACUGCCAUCCCCGGGGCACUCACAAUCACAAUCAAUUGAAUUCCCUUAAAUUUCUAUGGCACUUUACCUUUGACAAAGCACUUUUGACAAAUAAUUUAUAUUUAGAAACUCAGUAGAGCCCUGUGACAUCUUUAGGGCAGUUUCUUUCCCCAUUAUGCAGAUGGGAACCCUGAGGCACAGAUUGCUAUGGGAUUGUGGAUCUUACUGGAAGCUACUCAGGAGCCCACUGUCACCUGCUAGACCAUAUGACAGGGCUAGACAGCUCUGACUACCCCGAUGUGAUUCUUUCUCUUCUGCUGGCACCCCAGUUGCAGAGCCCAGAGUGGCAGGCUCCCUUUAGCCUGCUCAAUGACUGGGUCUGAGGUGCUCAGACUGUUCCCCCUGGCAGAACUUCUCCUGGCUCUAGUCACCCAGUGAGACGAAUUUGGACAUGCCCCAAUGCUUGUAUAUGCUGAAUGAAAUCUGUGUCUGUGUUU
Messenger RNA from Jaculus jaculus (lesser Egyptian jerboa), 3013 nucleotides. RefSeq names its product gamma-aminobutyric acid type A receptor subunit epsilon (gene Gabre). Bases 30 to 1679 code for a protein of 549 amino acids. The record is from RefSeq and is a predicted model, not a curated record. Gene Ontology annotation, cellular component: synapse; GABA-A receptor complex; postsynapse. Gene Ontology annotation, biological process: signal transduction; monoatomic ion transmembrane transport; synaptic transmission, GABAergic. Gene Ontology annotation, molecular function: inhibitory extracellular ligand-gated monoatomic ion channel activity; transmitter-gated monoatomic ion channel activity involved in regulation of postsynaptic membrane potential; GABA-gated chloride ion channel activity. The transcript has 9 exons. Lineage: Eukaryota; Metazoa; Chordata; Mammalia; Rodentia; Dipodidae.